Molecule: messenger RNA, 1530 nt
Organism: Chlamydomonas reinhardtii
Lineage: Eukaryota; Viridiplantae; Chlorophyta; Chlorophyceae; Chlamydomonadales; Chlamydomonadaceae
Exons: 7
Coding region: 60-986 (308 amino acids)
Molecular function (GO): S-adenosylmethionine-dependent methyltransferase activity
Source: RefSeq, a predicted model, not a curated record
CCCGCUCCAGCGAGAACACUGCAACUGACACGGACAGCAAUUGAGUAGAAACAACAAAGAUGGCUGGCAUUGUCGUCGGCUCUGUGGCUGGCGCAGGCCUUACGCUGCUCAUUCAGCGCCUGUCUAAGCUCCGCAAGUCAGGUGGUAAAGGCGACGACAUCCAAGAGCGCUCGACCACAAGCUCGGCGGGCGGAGGAGCGGCGGCGUAUGAGACAAAGAAGGCCGUCGAUGAGUACCUUCAAUUUCACUUCGCCGCGCCUGCUGACCUGCUGCCCUACGCUAAUGGACCCAAGGAGGCGCUCAACUUCACCGCUCGCCUGGCGCAGCUGUGCGAGCUGCACUGCGAGGCGCUGAGGGACUUCACGGGGGAGCGCGGCGACGCCGUGGCGCUGGACCUGGGCUGUGCCGUGGGCGGGGCCGCGUUUGAGCUGGCACGCGCCUUCCCCCAUGUGCUGGGUAUUGACUACUCGCAUCACUUCGUGGAUGCCGCGAACUACAUGAAGGAGAAGGGCUUCUCCGAGUAUGAGGCGGUGGUGGAGGGCGACAUCAAGGCCACACACAUGGCGGCGGUGCCGGCAGACAUCGACCGCAACCGAGUGCGCUUCAUGCAGGGCGACGCCUGCGCGCUGCCCGCGGACCUGUCCCGCCUGGACUGCGUCCUGGCCGCCAACCUGCUGUGCCGCCUGCCGGAGCCCAUGGCCUUCCUCAACCGCUGCCGCUCGCUCAUCAAGCCCGGCGGCGUGCUGGUGCUGGUGUCGCCCUACUCCUGGCUCAAGGGCUGGACGGACAAGACCAAGUGGCUGGGCGGGUACUACGAGGACGGCAAGCCGGUGCGCACGUACGACACCAUCUGCGCCGUGCUGAGCCCCGACUUCGAGCUGGUGGCCAGCAGCGACGUGCCCUUCCUCAUCCGCGAGCACGCCCGCAAGUUCCAGUGGGGCUGCUCCAACGCCCUGGUCUGGAAGCGCAAGGGCCGCACCGCCUAAGCUAGUGCAGGGUGUUGAGGAGCAGCGGGAAGGCGGGGGGGGGCAGCGUGGGGCUGCGAGAAUGCGUGAGGGGCGCAGUGUGAGGAUGUGUUGGGGUAAGGGAGGAAGGGGGAAGCGGGCGUUGGAGGUGUGGCGUGACGAGGGGAGGAAGGAAGGGGGGUGUCAUGGUGGUGGUGUGGGGCGGGCGUGAGGCCCUGUGCUGCUGUGAAGCAGCUGAGUGGCUGGUUGUAGGAAAGUGGAGGUGGUAGUGACUGGACUGGUGUGUACGUGCUAGAGAUCUGCACAUCACGCGAGCACCCGUAUAUGGUACAGCAUUGAUGCGCGGAAGAGCAGGGGACAUGGGAAUGCUGCUUUGCUGCAACGGCUGGCCGACGCGUCCGGCACGACAUUGUGACAAUGACAAGAGAGAGGCAGUAAGGCCGCAUGGGGAAAUCGGGAAUGUUGGAAACGGGUGCAUCACUGCAUCGGUGGUGCACGCCUGCUAUAGCGGAGUACAGGAGCACUGGUUGCAGCUCUCCAGACUCUCAGUGUAGCUCAGUGCAAG